This is a messenger RNA of Clavispora lusitaniae ATCC 42720, 900 nucleotides long. RefSeq lists its product as uncharacterized. NCBI's taxonomy places the organism in Eukaryota, Fungi, Ascomycota, Pichiomycetes, Serinales, Metschnikowiaceae. Gene Ontology annotation, cellular component: cytosol; phagophore assembly site. Gene Ontology annotation, biological process: autophagosome assembly; autophagy of mitochondrion; nucleophagy. Gene Ontology annotation, molecular function: Atg8-family ligase activity. The record is from RefSeq and is a predicted model, not a curated record.
AUGAGCUUGAGAAGCAAACUCUCUUCCUUGAGAGAAUAUUUGACCCCUAUAAACAAUGAAUCAAAUUUUCGAAAAACGGGGGAAAUUUCGCCUGAGGAAUUCGUGAAGGCUGGUGAUUAUUUGGUGUAUAAGUUCCCAACCUGGUCAUGGGGAACGUGCCCGCCACAGCUUCAGAAAAAGUUUUUACCGCCAGAGAAACAGUUCUUGGUCACUCGACAUGUGCCUUCCUACCAGCGAGUUGCCACUGCAAUUCCAGACUCAUUCGAGAACACAGACGAGGAAUUUGAACAUGAUAGCGAUAGCGAAUGGAUUCCGAGAAUGAAUACAGGUGGAAUUAACGCCUUGAAGCAGCAGCAACAACAGCUGCUGUGCCAGCAGGAUUUGGAUGACCUAAUGGACGAUGCUGCUGAGGACGAAUUGGCUGAAGACGACCUUGAUGAAUUCACCCACAUUGAGCUGGACGAACUGACGCUUCGGAAAUAUGAUCUUUACAUUGCAUAUUCAACCUCUUACAGAGUACCGAAGAUGUACCUAGUUGGGUUCAAUGCAAACGGGAUACCGCUCUUGCCUCAACAAAUGUACGAAGAUAUCGCAGGAGACUACAAGGACAAGACUGCCACAAUUGAGAAUUUACCGAUGUCCUACAACACGACCUCGGUGUCGAUCCAUCCUUGCAAACACUCUUCUGUGAUGAAGGUAUUUAUGAAGCAUGCUAAAGCCAAAGCACACAAGACGCAGGCGGAUUUGUCUUCGCAAUUAGGGUCUUUAGAGUUGCGGGACAACUCCAGUGAAGACAUUGAUGAGGGUAUUCGCGUGGACCAAUAUCUUGUAAUCUUUCUAAAAUUUAUUGCUAGUGUCACGCCAGGGAUCGAGUACGACUUCACUACUGAUGCCCUCUGA